Messenger RNA from Theileria orientalis strain Shintoku, 1167 nucleotides. RefSeq lists its product as hypothetical. The record is from RefSeq and is a predicted model, not a curated record. The coding region runs from base 1 to 1167 and encodes 388 amino acids. The transcript has a single exon. NCBI's taxonomy places the organism in Eukaryota, Apicomplexa, Aconoidasida, Piroplasmida, Theileriidae.
AUGGUAUUCUUCUCAAAAAAGAACGGGAUUUAUAGCUCAAAGCUGACACUACAUGUGUACAGCAUAGCCCUGCAAUGUAUGAUGGGAGUGAGGAUGAUUCUUUGUUCCCCAAACCUAGGAGAUUUAAGUUUGGUCUUUAAAGUGAGAUCUAUUCAGGAUGUGUAUGAGUUGGGCUUUGAUUUGCUUCAGUACGGAGGAAUAGCCCACAUCGCACUGGCGAUGAUAACGCUGGCAGGCGUGUUUCUGACAUACUUCUUCGUGAGCCUGUUUAAAAUACCAAUGAUAGUAAUUUCAAUGAUACAAGGGUCGUUCUGCAGUACCACUGCGCUGGUGUGUGUGUACCUGCUCCAAAAGGGAUACUCGAACGUCAACAUGUUGGUAGACUACCUGGCGAAGACGGGAAGCUUCCUGGGCUUCGACCUGUCAAAAACAAAUAUGCUCGUGGAUAAGAGAGAAGAGCUCUUCUUCAUAGGAAUCCUGGCGGCAAUGGCCUCCUCAAUGUACUCGAGGGCGCAGUGUGUGAGCGGCGACGACUCCUGCCCGGAGACGAUGAUUAACGCGCCCAGCCUAACGUUGGGGCUUGCAAUAUCCUUCGGACUCCUGGCUCCCUGCAGAGACUACAGAAUGGUGGCGCUGGGACUGUUGUGGCUUCUGGCCUGCAUAGUAGGAGAAGUGAUAACCACAGUAGGCAGCUUUAAACUGCUGAAGUUUGUAAAUUACGCCCUGGUGGUGGUCCACUGCUCAAUGUUCGUGUUCUCAAUAGUGACCAUAAUACACUGCGUGGGAAUAUACACACAUGGAAGGCUGGAUUACACGUCGUACAUAACGAUGCUAAAGGGAGAGGUCACUACCUACGUAUCAGAUCAGGCAGGAAAGACAGAAGCAAUAAACAAGUACGUGAACACAGACCUAAUAAAGGGGUACUUCCAAAACCUAACAACCGAGCACACGGAUGAGAGAAUCAACUUCUACAUGGGAAACGGUAAAUUCCUUCUAGCAAUUAUACUACUCUGCACAAUCAACACAGUGUUCACAAUGAUAGCGACCCUCUACAUGGUAUUCAAAUUCUUCGAUAUCUUCAGCUCAGAUAACAGCGGGAAGAAAGCAAAGGUAAAGGGGAACAAAGACGAUAGAAGCUUUGUAGUCGUUAUAGAUCAGAAGAAGUGA